Phascolarctos cinereus (koala) is the source of this 3585-nucleotide messenger RNA. It is a transcript of the gene ARHGEF15, whose product is annotated as Rho guanine nucleotide exchange factor 15. Gene Ontology annotation, biological process: activation of GTPase activity. The record is from RefSeq and is a predicted model, not a curated record. NCBI's taxonomy places the organism in Eukaryota, Metazoa, Chordata, Mammalia, Diprotodontia, Phascolarctidae. Gene Ontology annotation, molecular function: guanyl-nucleotide exchange factor activity.
GUCCGGUUGGGAGGAGGGACCUGAUUCCUGUUUCCUGCCCCAACUCACAGGGCAACUGGAGGUGAUCAAGAGCGGAGGGAACUGCCUGGUGAUGCCUUCAGGACCAGGUCCCCCUACCCCUGUUAAACUCAGACAAAGAUGUCAACCCAAUCUCUUCCCCCGGCAACACCUCCAUCUCAGAAGCCUCCUCGAGUCACUCGUCCGAACCCUCCUUCAAGAUCACGGACUAAUCCAUCCCCAGGGUCACUCUUCAAUGGGUCCUCUCACCAGGCAGUAGCCACCCCUCUUACUUCUCAAGAUCCAUUAAUCUUAACCUCACUCUCCCCACCGUGUGAUUCUCUCCCUACCUCUACCAAGCCCCUAAUUCUUCCAUCCACACCAUCCCCCAAAUCUAGCUCCCUUUCUUUGGCUCCACCAGAUUCUUCUUCCAGUUCCCCAAGUCCCCAGGCCCUGAGCCCUGGUCUCCCUAAGCUCCUUCCCCCAUUCCCAGUUUCCCAGAUCAAUUCCCCUGAACCUAUCAGUCCCUCCCAGUCUUCAUCUCCCAAAUUCCUGUCCCUGCCCCAUCACCCCUCAGUAUCUGGCACUGUCCGGAGACUAGCUGGGAGGUUUGAGGCAGGGUCCACAGUAGGGGACCAAAUUGGGGAAGCCCCACUCCAGGAUGGAGUGGAUGAGAAUGGAGAGAAAGAAGACUGCCAUGAGCGUCUGGCAGGGAGUGGACCCCAGGAGAAUGUAUGUCUGGAUACUCCUUUAUCCUGCCCACCUCGUUGUCCCUGUCUCUGUCAUUUGGCACAUCCUGGCCUGGAACUUAAGUGGGUAUCUGUAGGGGACAGUGAGGAAGUCCCUCGUGCUCCUCCUCGUUGUCCCACACGCUCUCUCCCCAGCCCCCCGAGUAACAAGAACACCUCUGUCAUUCUCACAUCCUACCGAUCCAUGGUGGAGCACAAACUCCUGCCCCCUCUCACACCUCCCAAGCCAACUUGGGCCAGGAAGGAGGCCACCUGCCCUGAGCAUCCUUCACAGACAGACUCCAACCUGCCCUCCAAAGAUGGGACUUGCCCAGGUGACAGUCUGGAAGAAUGUCCAGAGACCCCUGUGGGCAGAGACCAAGAACUAGAGGUUCUGAACGAGCAGGAUUGGUGCCUGCCUCUGCAGGAUGAGCCCCUGUACCAGACAGCUGUGCUGGCUGAAGAGCUGUGGGGAGUUGCCAAGGACGGGAAGCUCCUCCCAACAAACCUUAGAGAACCCUCAGAACCUCGAAAUACACUGUGGCAGGAGCUCCCUACGGUGCAGGAGAGUGGCCUCUUAAAGACCCUGAGCCCUCAGGAGAGGCGGAUGCAGGAGAGUCUAUUUGAGGUGGUGACAUCAGAGGCCUCCUACCUUCGUUCACUUCAACUACUGAUGGAUACCUUUGUGCUGAGUGCUUCGCUCCGAGAUACACUGACACCCCGAGACCACCAUACUCUGUUCUCUAACGUGCAUCGCGUCCAGGGUGUCAGCGAGCGGUUUCUGGGAGUUCUGCUAUCCCGAGUGAGGAGCUCCCCUCACAUCAGUGACUUAUGUGAUGUGGUGCAUGCCCAUGCUGAGGGCCCCUUCUCCGUGUAUGUGGACUAUGUGAGGAAUCAGCAGUAUCAGGAGGAGACAUACAGACGCUUGAUGGAGACAAACGUGCGCUUCUCAGCAGAACUGCAUCGGCUGCAGAGCCUGCCCCAAUGCCAGAGGCUCCCGCUGCCUUCCUUCCUGCUGCUUCCAUUCCAGCGCAUCACCCGGCUCCGCAUGUUGCUUCAGAACAUCCUUCGUCAGACUGAGGAGGGCUCCAGCCGACGAGAGAAUGCCCAGAGAGCACUGGAGGCCAUAAGUAAGAUUAUUGAGCGAUGCAGUGCUGAAGUCGGGCGAAUGAAGCAGACCGAGGAGCUGAUCCGGCUCAGCCAGAGGCUGCAUUUCCACAAAGUCAAGGCUUUACCUCUGGUCUCCUGGUCCCGGCGUCUGGAACUGCAAGGAGAGCUGAUGGAGUUGGGAAGCCGGAAGGGCAGGUCCCUCUUCAAUUCUCGCCCCAGACUUACUCCCCUCUGUCUCCUGCUCUUCAGUGACCUACUGCUCAUCACUCAGCCUAAAAGUGGGCAAAGGUUAUAUGUUCUGGAUUAUGCCCACCGAUCCUUGGUUCAGGCCCAGCCAGUUCCAGACCCUUCUGGUCCCCCGACUUUUCGCCUCUCACUACUCAGCAACCACCAGGGCUGCCCUACCCACCGACUACUCCAAACCUCUUCUCUGUCUGAUAUGCAGCGCUGGCUGGGGGCCUUCCCCACUCCGGGACCCCCUCCUUGUUCUCCAGACACCAUCUAUGAGGAGUGGGACUGCCCCCAGGCCCUGAGCAUAAAUUCUCAUGUAACUGCCAAGACAAAGGAUCUAAGCCUGGAGUCUGGGGAUCUUGUCAACCAGUUUCACAAAAGUCCAGAGGCCUGGCUGAAGGGUAUCCAUGGGUCGUAUGCUGCUCAGUUAGCAAGUGAGGUGACAGGUGAGCACACCCGACGGAAAAACCUGCAGCAGCAAAAGCAGUUACUUCGAGAGGCUGGGAAGCAACUACAUACGACGCCCACGCUCACCCUCUCCGGGUGCUAGGAGCAUCCUCCCGCACUAAGGUAGGUGCGUUGUGGACUUAGGCUUACAUCUCCCCGAAGACGCCAGUCUCGGAACAGCCAGCCAAUACGGGAGUGGCAUUCCUCUGAAUAGCCAAUGAAGCCAGAGUCAUCUCAAACCCAACCAAUGAAAAUGAUAGUUUCCUGAAUUAUCAACCAAUGGGAGACACAUACUCAAGAUACAGGAGCCAAUGAAGAUAGAGCUAUAUGCCUCUUUUUUCUUAAAAAGACUGGAGAACAAAGUCUCUUCAUCCCCUAUGUGCUUACAGCUUGUGGGGACCCGUGGUGGCCAAGAAGCCAUUUUCAUUCAGGACCUGGUGUGUAAAACUUGUAUAUGGAGUGUUCGUUCAGGAAGGACUAGAACCUCUGGUGUGAGAGUUUGCCAAGCCCUUUUCAGGGCUGCUCAUCCACCUCGGGUGUCUAUCUGGCACUCAACUCUUAUUUGUGGCUCCAAGGAGCUGUAGCAUAGGCAGCAGCCACGUCCUAGUAAACUGUCUAGGCAAAUGAGCUAAUCCAGGUUGAGGGUAAUCAACAGGCCUCAGACCUGCCAGUGAGUUAGGAGGAUGUCUUUCCCAAGCACCUGAAGACUUUCCUGGCCUAAUGGGCCGAUAAGAACAGUUCAUUCCAAUGGCCACGAAAGCAGCUGAAGCAGGUGCUGUGAAGCACUUAGACCUUGCCAAGUCAACCACUGCAUCCCGGACUAUCACCAGUUGUCCUGACUUGCCUUACCAUUGGACUUUCAUGACUCUGGAAGAGAGCUAGAGUGUGUAACUCUGCCUCACUUAAAUCCAAUGCACAUUUAAAUCAAGAAAUCACCCCAGGAUGUCAUUGGUCCUCUUUGAAAGGAAGUAUGAACAGUUUACAGAUUAUGAGGACACCAAAGGCCAAGGAAGCCAAUGUCAUUCAGGACCAAACAGCCAAUGGGGAAUAAAGGCACUAAUGUGGUAACCAA